Messenger RNA from Spodoptera litura, 3509 nucleotides. Its product is annotated as palmitoyltransferase ZDHHC2. Gene Ontology annotation, molecular function: palmitoyltransferase activity. NCBI's taxonomy places the organism in Eukaryota, Metazoa, Arthropoda, Insecta, Lepidoptera, Noctuidae. The record is from RefSeq and is a predicted model, not a curated record.
CCAUAGACAGAAUAUUGUAGAUUGAGGGCUGUCAAAACUUUAACUACGAUUUUAUUUUAAUUUAUUUUUAUUGCAACUGGUAACAGUUUCAGAAUAAGCAGAAUAAUCUGUCACUUUUUAUUGUCCUUUUUGUAAGGAGAACAUGGAUAUUUUCAAUUUCGUAGUUUAAUACUAAUAAUGGCUUCAUCGGUGCAAAACAAUCGAGUAUCUUCUCCUGGAUAUUGUGUGUGUUGUAGAACGUGCAAUAUGUGGUGUUGGAGAGCUUUUAAAUGGCUCCCAGUAUUGUUAAUAGUGUCUAUUAUAACUUGGUCUUAUUAUGCCUACGUUAUCCAAUUGUGCAUUUUUACCAUUGAGAGUACGGUUCAACAGUGUAUCUAUUUGGUGUUAUAUCAUAUUCUUCUGAUUAUGUUCGCGUGGUCGUAUUGGCGGACUAUUUUUGCAGAAAUCAAACCAAUUCCUGAGACGUUUAAAUUACCAGAGGCUGAAUUAGAAAAAUUAUUGAGCGCAGAAACCGAAGAUGCGCAGCGGUCUAUAUUGGAUAACUAUGCCAAAGACCUCCCCAUAGUUACCAGAACGAUGUCUGGAUCGGUUCGCUACUGCAACCGGUGCGUACUGAUCAAGCCGGAUCGUGCGCACCACUGCAGUAUAUGCGCCCGCUGCGUGCUCAAGAUGGACCACCACUGCCCGUGGGUCAACAACUGCGUCUGCUUCUUCAACUACAAGUUUUUCAUGCUCUUCCUCGGCUAUGCUCUCUUUUACUGUAUAUUCAUCAUGGCCACGUGUCUACCUUACUUCAUUAAGUUCUGGAAGAUGUAUGAGGAAUACAAGUAUGCCCACUGCGACCGUUUGAUUCAGAAAGGCUCUGUUUCUAAAAUAUGCAUGGAAAUGAUUAACGGCGACUUUGGCGCAGCAGCGAGUGCGGGCCGCUACCACAUAGUAUUCGCGUUCUUCGUCGCUCUCAUGUUCGCCAUAUCGCUGGGAUCACUCUUCGGUUACCAUUGUUACCUCGUUAUCAAUAAUAGGACUACUCUAGAGGCGUUUAGGGCGCCAAUGUUCCGCGGAGGCGCUGACAAAAACGGCUUCUCUAUAGGAGCCUUCAACAACUUCAAAGAAGUCUUCGGGAACAGCCCUAACCUCUGGCUGGUACCAGUGUUCACUAGCCUCGGAGACGGGUGCGAAUUCCCCGUCCGUCGCGAACAUCAGCUCCAGACAUUUACCACGGCCCAGGAAACUCAUGGGUACGAAUCCAUGGGCACUACGCGGUCAAGCACGGAGAUGGGCCACGAGACUGAGAGAUGGAGAUUGUGCCCUAGAAAGGGCAGGACCGUCCCGCAAAUAGUAUAAGGAAACAUUUUCCAUUUCGCUAUAUUUUAUUACGAUUACGAUAUAUAUAUAUAUAUAAAUAAAUCCGUUCGACUAAUUAAAUUUGCUUUUCAUUCAUUGGCGUCAUCCAACCUUUUUGAUAACGAUUCCAAAUUAAUGUCAUUCACUUCUUUUUUUUAUGAAGGUAGUUAGCAUCGUAGGUUAUAUAUAUUGCAUGCUACGUAGACACGGCUACACAUCCAGCUUUACAUAACCAGUAUAAACUGAACGUUAAAUGUACGGAAAGAUGAUGCGACGCGACACCAGGAUAAACUGGUUUUGUAUAGAUUGAUGUGUAGCCGUGUGUACGAUUAGGAUGCUUUGUCGUAGAUACGGGUGUGCGCAAAAUGACAAUUGAUUUGCGCUUGUAUUUAUAGAUUUCGUAACGCGGUAGAGGUAUUUUAAGGGGAGUUAUGGCGUUGAAUUUACAAAGUUGUAAUGAUGAUUUAUUUUGUAUAUUGGGCAGUACAGUCUAUAAGGUUUACAUAUAUCUGUUACCCGAUUCAAGGAUGCUCGUGAUCUGCGUUCACUAAUCUAUAUACUUAAAUAAAAAUGUAUUUCCAUUCGUCUCGCUAAAACCCGAGGAGAACGUCUGAACUGAUUUGGCUAAUUUUGAUCUUGAAAUACCAUACCAUGUAAAUAUUUUUAAGGUUCCAUGCUCAAAGGUUAAAACGGGAACCCGCCCUGUUUGUCACCAGGAUUGUAUCUCAUGAAAAGUGAUGGUUCGACAGUUGGAAUUUAGAAAGAAUACAACAGUUUACAGUUUAUUUUCUAUACAUAAAAGUCGCUAAUGCUGUUUGUUACCCGAAUGAAUGAACGAAUGGUACGGAUCCAGUUCGUGCGAGAGUCCGACUAGCACUUAUUAAGCCAGUUUUUUUUUAAAUCAGUUGAAUUAUUUUUUUAAAAAUACUAGUCUCAGAAUUUUGACUUAGUAAUUGCUUCGUGACAAGGUUUACCCUUUACCCGUUGCGAGCCAGAACGUAGAUCUGCGCGAGUAAGAAAAUGCAUUAAGUUGACAGUUGUAUUUUCCAUUGUGUCUUACGUACGGCAUUCAAGAAGUUUAAUAUGUAAUGAAUGGGUAAUAAUUGGAGUUCCAUAGUCUCUGCCUACCCCCAUGGCAGACGGGCGUGAGGUAUGUAUGAAUGGGUGAUUGGGUACAGAGUAAUUUGAACAAUAUGAAGCUAAUUGAACUGUGCGUUUUGAUGUUAAUUGUAUUUGCAGUUCCAUCCCAUACCUAUAUAAUUGGGAUAUCAAUAUAUUAUAUAAGUCACCUGAAAUGAAUUAUCACGGAGUUUUGUUCGAUAGUAUAGAUUUGAUAAACAAAAUUUCACAUUAGACUGUCUGCCCUAACAGAAUAGGUUUUCAUUAUACCUUUUAAAGACAUCGUCAUAAACUUAUACCCUGCGUCGUAGGAGUAAUAAUAGUUUUAUUUAUUUCUACUACUGUCACUAACAUUUUCAUUUAGAAGCUUUAAGCUGUGAUUAAUAUUAAGCAAUAACAUCUGCAACAUAAGUUUACUACAAAUAUCAAAAAAUACCAAGUUUCUAUACCAUUUAAGUCUGUGGUCUUAGUUUCGUUUUACAUUUAAACGAAUCGAAACGAGACCGCAUUCGACGUUCUGAUUUGUUGGUUUAUUGCAGCCGGCCAAUCAGAGCACCGAACCCGGUUUUGUUUUGAUCGAGAAACUCAUACUAAACCCGUUCAUUUGUCUUCUCUGUUAAUUUUGGUGUCUUGAAAGAUAAAGUUCAGUUAUCACACUUUUGUCUUUCAACAAUGAAUUUUUUUUAUAAAUAUACCUAUAAUAUUUUUCAAGCAUAUUAUGAAUUUGUAGAAAUAUGGCUUAAACAUCUUCAUGACAUACUCUUUUAAACCUAAUAAUUAAUUACAUAUUAUUCGCCAAUUUAAUAUAUUAAACGUAAAUAGGUACCUAAUUUAUGUUUGAAUUGUCAGUUUUAUACAACAUUCAGUCAUACAAUAUUGCACUUAAUUUUUGUAUAAAGAACACAAAAUUGCUUACAACCACGGUAGGUAAAUACGCUUGCUUUCCCACUAUUUUUAUAAGACCAAAUAGCAUUCCUUUUUUUAACUAAACCACUAACACCAACUGCACGACGUGAUUCAAUGUGAUCAACAUAAUGAAUGAAAUC